Molecule: messenger RNA, 2153 nt
Organism: Andrographis paniculata
Lineage: Eukaryota; Viridiplantae; Streptophyta; Magnoliopsida; Lamiales; Acanthaceae
Product: protein DETOXIFICATION 43
Exons: 12
Coding region: 313-1944 (543 amino acids)
Biological process (GO): transmembrane transport
Cellular component (GO): membrane
Molecular function (GO): antiporter activity; citrate transmembrane transporter activity; xenobiotic transmembrane transporter activity
Source: RefSeq, a predicted model, not a curated record
GAGUGAUGGUUUAGGGCAGCACACAAAAUUAAAGAUCACUUCCAUACUAACAUUUUUGGAGCUUUUAUUUCACUCUUCAAUUCACUUUCAAAUAUCAAAAAAAACACACACACAAAUCAGGGGAGGCAUCAGCUGCACCUGAGGAAGGCUUUCCUUUCCUUACAUUUCAUUUCAUUAUUACAAUCGACCCAUGUAAUGGAGCUUCAUUCUACAUUCUCGAUCGUGACAAUUACUUUCAUUUCUACGUUCCAAAUUAAUUCUUCCCUCCACACUUAUUUAUAAUUCACUUCAGUUUGCCGACACAACAAUCACAUGAACAUGGCUGCUGACGAUCAUUCGUCUAAUCCUCCCAAAAAGUGGAUCGAUCUUCCCAUUUUCAUCUUCUUCCACGACCCCACGAGCGUCUUCAAAAGAGACAAACUUGGCCGGGAAAUACUCGGCAUUGCUCUCCCGGCCGCCAUGGCCUUGGCCGCCGAUCCCAUCGCUUCUUUGAUCGACACCGCCUUCAUCGGCCAAUUAGGAUCUGUCCAAAUCGCAGCCGUCGGAGUUGCCAUUGCCAUAUUCAACCAAGCCUCGAAAGUUACCAUCUUCCCUCUUGUAAGCAUCACCACGUCCUUCGUCGCCGAGGAAGACACUGUCAAGCGAAUCAACGAUCGCAAACUGCAGAACGACGUCGAAAUGGGAUCCGCCGUCGACGAUAAAAGCUUCGAUCAUGAUGCUGGCGACGAAGAAAAAGAUCAACAAAUCGUUGCAUCUGAAAACACUCAAUGUAAGAAUCCCGCCGAUGAUGAUGGUAAUGGUGUCGAUAAAGAUGCUCCGGCGACUGUUAGUAAGGAGACAGAGAAAACCGAGCGCCGGAAUAUUCCUUCGGCGUCGACUGCUCUGGCUCUCGGAGGUGUUCUCGGACUGCUUCAGACCAUUCUUCUUAUCUUUUUAGCUAAGCCAUUUUUAGGCUUCAUGGGCGUCAAAGAAGGAUCUCCGAUGCUUCCUCCGGCGCAAAAGUACCUAACGAUAAGGGCGCUCGGAGCGCCGGCCGUUCUUCUCUCGUUAGCGAUGCAAGGAGUGUUUCGAGGAUUUAAGGACACUAAAACUCCUCUCCUCGCCACCGUUGUUGGAGACGUAAUGAACAUAAUCUUGGAUCCGAUCUUCAUCUUCGCCUGCCGGCUGGGGGUUACCGGCGCGGCAAUGGCUCACGUCCUGUCGCAGUACUUGAUCUCACUCAUUCUUCUGGUGAAGCUAAUGAAGCAAGUCAAUCUCAUGCCGCCGAGCGCGAAAGAUCUGCAGUUCAGCCGUUUCCUCAAGAACGGUUUCCUUCUUCUUGCAAGAGUCAUUGCUGCAACCAUUUGUGUGACUCUAGCAGCAUCAAUGGCUGCGAGGCUCGGCGCGACUCCGAUGGCCGCGUUCCAGAUAUGCCUCCAGGUCUGGCUCACGUCGUCCCUUCUCGCCGAUGGCCUAGCCGUCGCUGGUCAGGCCAUUCUUGCGUGUGCAUUCGCCGAAAAGGACUUCAAGAAAGCUACGGCUGCAGCCGUCCGCGUGCUGCAGAUGUCGUUCGUGCUCGGGCUCGGGCUGGCUCUACUCGUCGGACUUGGUCUGAAUUUCGGAUCCGGGAUUUUCACCAAGGAUAAAAAUGUUAUCCGUAUGAUCGCCAUUGGCAUCCCGUUUGUUGCAGCGACACAGCCGAUAAACUCGUUGGCGUUCGUCUUCGACGGCGUUAACUUUGGAGCAUCCGACUUCGCCUACUCGGCUUACUCCAUGGUUCUAGUGUCGAUCGUGAGCAUAGGUUGCUUGUUCAUCAUGGCGAAAACCAACGGAUUCGUCGGUAUAUGGCUCGCGCUAACCGUCUACAUGUUCUUGAGAACAUUUGCCGGCUUCUGGAGGAUGGGGAUGGGUACCGGACCGUGGCAGUUUUUGAAGCGCCGAUCAUUGCCGCCGGCGGUCAUAUGAGAGUAGAAGCUACAGACCAUGUAUUAAAAAUAAAUCCAUGUUCAGAGAGCUUGUGUUUUGUUUUUUUCUUAGUCUAUUUUUAUAGCUCAUAUUAUCUCCUUACUUCCCUGUGUUCUUUCAACUGUAACGUUUAUUUUUCUUGUACCAUAAUGUGAUUCCCAGUCUGUAGUAAUAGCAGCCAUAAAAUGUCACAAAAAAUUAUGUCUUCA